AUGGCUACCGUCGCGGCGAGCUUUCUCCUCCUGUCUGCAGGCAAGGCUCUUGUCUCAAGUGGAAUAUCCUGGGUCAUCUCCGAGACAGGAAGCUGGGCAGCUGGCCGGUUUCUCGACCAUCUGACUUCAGAUCCUAAUGCCAAAGUCACCAGAGCCGACAUCUACGGAGUCGUGCGAGAGAUGCAAAUAAUCCAGUCAUCUAUAGAUGAUCUCGCCGACACCCUCUCCAAUGGAAUCAUAUCGAUACGACUUGAUACGUUGAACCAGCCAAUGGCUCAGAUUCAGGCUCACUACAAGACUGUCGCAGAUAUCUUAGAUACUGCUUAUGACAUCUCUGAGCGAAACCUCACCGAGUCAGAAAAUGAGCGUCUAAUAGGCAGCCUGCAAGAGCGGCUCGACGACAGACUCCAGGCGUGUGCCGAUAACAUCCCUGGAUGGCUCACCCAGAUUCACAAUUUCUUGAAUGCCAAUGGUCAGAGAGCCUUUAUGCGUCAGCUCUCCGAGCAAGCCUGGAACGAGUCCCCUGACCUGGUGGCCUACUAUAGUAGAUCAAAGACAGUUGUACUUGACUAUUGGAUCACCGUCUCUAAGGGCAUCGACCUUCUUCAAAUUGCUCAUGGAGCACAGAAUGUCAGAUUCGAUGAAGGGCAACGUGCCAUCGAUCGACAUAUCCGCCAAAUACUUGACCAGGAACGCAACUUUAUCCGAUUCAUCGGAAACGAAACCAUUAGACUCGCUGAGACGAUCUUGCUCGAUCCUGCCAGCCCUCACCCGUUCUUUUGGGAGACUAACCAGGAUACCUAUGCUGCUGCUGAGGAUGUCGGUGCUACCCAAACCCGUAUCAGUGUGAACAGACGUACUCCUGUUGAAUGGCGAAUGGACCCCUGGCCCCCUAUCAACCUCGAGAACUUUGACCCUCUUAGAGGUUACCCCGUUGCUAUCAACCAGGUUGGACAGCGUGGUAUUGUGUGCCCGGGUGGACGGCAUGGUUUGGCUCUUGAACCUUUCGCACGACCUACUUGCACUUGGUCCAUCAAGCCACGAGAACCUGGCAACAACCGGUACUCAUUCAAAUUCAUCAGUGGCCUUUUUAGACAAGCUAACAACGGCUAUUACAUGAUUACUCGGCCAUCUGCUGGCGUCCCUGGAAGGAUCAUGUCUCUUCUGACUCGCUUGCAUCGCGAGGACGGAAGUCAUUUCUUCUUCGUCAAGCCCCAAGGGCUUUCUGCCACUUCAUAG
This is a messenger RNA of Fusarium musae, 1239 nucleotides long. RefSeq lists its product as uncharacterized. Bases 1 to 1239 code for a protein of 412 amino acids. NCBI's taxonomy places the organism in Eukaryota, Fungi, Ascomycota, Sordariomycetes, Hypocreales, Nectriaceae. The record is from RefSeq and is a predicted model, not a curated record. The transcript is spliced from 2 exons.